Molecule: messenger RNA, 2259 nt
Organism: Nematostella vectensis (starlet sea anemone)
Lineage: Eukaryota; Metazoa; Cnidaria; Anthozoa; Actiniaria; Edwardsiidae
Exons: 2
Coding region: 281-1600 (439 amino acids)
Source: RefSeq, a predicted model, not a curated record
UACAUUGUACGUCAGGGUUCCCACAGUCAGGGAAAAGUCAGUGAAAUUCGAUUUUUUUUCAAGGUCAGGGAAUUGUCAGGGAAUUAUGAUUUAAGUCAGGGAAAUUUGAUAAUUCUCAAAAAGUCAGGGAAAAGUCAGGGAAUAAUUCUUAUUUUUCAAAAAUCAUUAUUAUGAAUUGUGUUGGCGAUAAUCAAGCAACCUCACUGUUAAUUAAAAGUUUCAAAAAUCGCAAUACAUCAGUAUAAACGAAUUAUCCUAUGUGGUUUUCCUGUGGAGGAAAAUGAAGUGGAGGACUGGGUCUGAAUUAUGUCGGCCAUCUUGUUGCAGUAUUGGAAAGCACGUGGAGAUGAGUAAGCGAACUGUAUUUAAUAAUCUAUGGCUUCAAGACCCACUAUUUCCUUGGGUUGCACAAGCUCAGGAAUCAACUAAAGCAAGGUGUAAAAUGUGCUCUGUUACAUUUGAGCUUGGAAAUAUGGGAAAACAAGCACUGAUAAGUCAUGCUAAAGGCAAAAAACAUCUUAGGAGAGUUGCUCCAUCGACACAACAAGUUUCUUUGAACUCUUUUGUCACUGUGCAAAAGCAAGAAUCCGAACAAAAUUCUUCAGCAGCAGAAAGGACAAUGACUGUACCACCUCCUCCCGUCGAUCUUUCUCAAGUUGCCAGUUCAUCUGAUUCAUCUAAAGGCACAAUUAAAAAGUAUGUUACCAAAGAUGAAACUCUAAAAGCAGAGGUGCUGUGGGCUAUAAAAGUCCUCAUGUCUCACUAUUCCUGUAAUAGUAGUGCAGGCACUGACAAGCUAUUUUCCAAUAUGUUUCCAGACAGUGUAAUUGCCAAACAGUUCCAAUGUGGAGCAACAAAGUGUUCAUACUUGAUUUGUUUUGGCAUUGCCCCAUUUUUUCAUGAUGAAUUAAUGAAAAGACUUCAAGAGCAAGGAACAAUGUAUGUUAUCUCAUUUGAUGAAUCGCUGAAUAAAGUGAUCCAGAAAGAACAGAUGGAUUUGAUUGUGCGCUUUUGGGAUGUUCAGAAGAAUAAAGUUGUAUCAAGAUACAUUGAUUCCCAGUUUCUUGGUCACACAAGAGCUGCAGAUUUACUUCAAAGUUUCAAGCUAGGUCUACAAAAGCUGAAUCCUGCAAACCUUGUGCAGGUAUCGAUGGAUGGUCCUAAUGUUAACUGGAAAUUUCUUGAAGACCUAUUAGAAGAUAGAGAACAAACUGAUCCAGAUCUUCCAAAGCUCAUUAAUAUUGGUGCCUGUGGGUUACAUGUGGUACAUGGGGCUUUUAAAUAUGGAGCUACAGCCACAGGCUGGCGUCUUGAUAAACUUCUGAGGUCUCUCUGGUACACUUUUUCAGACUCACCAGCAAAAAGAGAAGAUUAUGAAGCCAUUUCUGGAAGUUCCAUGUGGCCACUACGAUUUUGUGGAACAAGGUGGCUGGAAGAUUUGCCAGUGGCAGAACGAGCAGUGGCUAUCUGGCCAAAUAUCAAGAAAUAUGUUGACGAGGUGUCAAAGCUACCAAAGAGCAAAAUUCCUACAAGCCAAUCUUUCAAAAAUCUACAGGCAUUUGUACAAGAUCCACUCAUUGUUGCCAAACAAAGCACUUGAUGUCUUCCUAGCAGAGUACUUUCACCAGAAACCACAGUAUGCAGACCUUUGGCAAACAGUAAAGAUGCUGCUUAUCUUGUCCCAUGGUCAAUCCUGUGUUGAAAGAGGAUUCUCUGAUAACAAGGAUAUCGUGAGCAACAAUAUGCACCAAGACACGCUUGUUGGAUUUCGCAGAGCUCACAGUGGUGUCAAAAGUCUGGAAUGUCCAAUUGAAGAUUCUAUCACAACUGAGCUGCUUACAUCUUGUAAAUAUGCUAGUAACAGAUACAGACAAUCUUUAGCAGAGAAGAAAUCAAUUGAGGCAAAAACCCAUAAAGAAAGCUUGAAAAGAAAAGUCGAAGAAGACAUCAAGCAAGCAAAAAAGAAAAAACAAAAGCUUGAAACUACAGCUACUGCUCUUCUGAAAGAAGCCGAUGACCUUGCUACUAAUGCAGAAAUGAAGGGAGACUUUAGCAUUCUUGCAAAGUCGAACGCCUUGCGGGUAAAAUCAAAAGAAAAGAGGAAGGAAAUAGAGAAGGAAGAACAAAAUAUUGAUCUUCUACAGAAGAAGCUGAAAUCCUUUUGAAAAGACGUUAAGUCAAAAUCUCACAAUCUUGAGACACUAUUGCUUUGUUGCUGUUAUUGAAAUUAUAGAUUAUUCAUUAAAAGUAUUCAUAAGA